AUGUCGUCGACAACCAUGAUCCUCACCAUGGCAGAUACGGCGGUGACGGCAAAGGGCGGCCUUCCCACGUCCACGACGACAGGCAACGACCUCUGCCCCAGCUGCGGAAGCUCCCUGCCUGACCUCAUCCAAGCCCAGGCACGCAUCGCCGAACUCGAAGCUCAAGUCGGCCAGCUCAACGACAAGGCGGAAGCCGCAGUGGGCCGAUGGGCCGAAUACGAAGAUGAGCUGGCCAGGCUCCGAGCGCAAGCAGCGCCAACGACAGCCUCGGCGAAUCCCAACGACUCCUCCUCCUCCUCCGACUCCUCCUCCUCAGAUCCUACUCCUCCACCGCCUCCCCCAAAAGAUGAUGACCGGACGCCGAGCACCCCGGCUGCCGAGGACCGCCGGUCAUCGACGGGCUUCCUUCAGGGACGGCUAUCGUCGCUCCUCGGCUCGAGGAGCAACAAGUCGUCGCCCAGCCUGGAACGCUACGGCCGGGCCGAGUCGGACCACCAGAGCGCCGAGCAGCUCCUGCAAGCCCUGGUGCGCGAGCAGUCGCUUCGCAAGGAGGCGGAGGGCCGUCUGACGGCCACGAGCAAGGAGGUCGAGGAGCUGAGCGCGUCCCUGUUCGAGCAGGCCAACGAGAUGGUGGCCGAGGAGCGCAGGGCGCGCGCGAAGCUCGAGGAGCGCGUGUCCGAGCUCGAGAGGAGGGACAGCGACAAGAGGAGGAGGCUCGAGACCCUGGAGAGUGCCAUGGCCAGGAUCGACUCGGCCAGACAGCUCCUCGCCCAGCACGAGCAGCACGACAACGAGGCCCGGCAACAGCAGCAGCAGCAGGAGUCGGAAAAAGAGCAAGAUGCAGAGUCAGGACCACCAAAGGAAUAA
Molecule: messenger RNA, 867 nt
Organism: Geosmithia morbida
Lineage: Eukaryota; Fungi; Ascomycota; Sordariomycetes; Hypocreales; Bionectriaceae
Product: to exosomal core protein CSL4
Exons: 1
Coding region: 1-867 (288 amino acids)
Biological process (GO): exocytosis
Cellular component (GO): cell tip; Golgi to plasma membrane transport vesicle
Molecular function (GO): guanyl-nucleotide exchange factor activity
Source: RefSeq, a predicted model, not a curated record